UGUGUGUGUGUUAUGUGCAUGUGUUUGUAGAUGAUUGAACAAAGGUCAAUUAUGUUAGAUAAUGCAUCUAUUAAAAUACUUGUUGUUAAUUUGCAUCAGUUAGUGUUGAGUGAUUAUGUCCACAUCAGACAUCCACCUUAAAUCUUCUCCCCUUGUGGGUGCAAUUGAUGAGGGCACUUCAAGUGCUCGGUUUAUCAUCUUUGAAGCAGGCACCACAACAGUGGUGGCAAGUCAUCAGGUAGAGCUCACAAAGCAGUUUCCACAGGAAGGAUGGGUAGAACAAGAUCCCAUGGUAAUUUUAGAUGCAGUAUAUACAUGCAUAAAAUGCAGUGUAGAGAAAUUAAGUGAUUUGGGCAGGAGUGUGGAUGAGAUAGUUGCAAUUGGGGUCACUAACCAAAGGGAAUCCACCAUUGUUUGGGAUAAGACAACAGGUGUUCCUUUGCAUAAUUCAAUUGUUUGGUUGGAUAUGAGAACAGCACAAACUGUGGAUCAAUUGUUGGAUAAGGUGCCAAAUAAAAGCAGAAACAAAGAAUAUUUGAAGCCACUAUGUGGACUCCCCAUGUCACCAUACUUUAGUGCCUGCAAAAUACGAUGGUUGCAAGAUAAUGUGCCUAAAGUUAAGAAGGCUAUGGAUGAGGGAAGAUGUUUGUUUGGAAAUGUUGAUUCUUGGCUUAUAUGGAAUCUAACUGGUGGUAAAAACAAUGGCAUACAUAUAACAGAUGUAUCCAAUGCUUCUCGAACCAUGCUAAUGAAUAUAGACUCUUUAAAAUGGGAUCCUACACUAAUAAAUUUCUUUGAAAUACCUAAAAAUAUUUUGCCAAACAUUAAAUCCAGCUCAGAAGUUUAUGGAGAGGUGCAAGAAGGACCUUUGAAAGGUAUACCAAUUUCUGGAUGUUUGGGGGAUCAGCAAUCUGCACUUGUUGGUCAACAAUGCUUAAAGAGUGGUCAAGCAAAAGCAACUUAUGGAACUGGAUGUUUCUUGCUUUACAACACUGGAAAUGUUAAGGUCAACAGUACUCAUGGACUAAUAACUACUGUAGCCUAUCAAUUAGGCCCAAAUCAACCACCUGUGUAUGCUCUUGAAGGUUCAGUGGCUGUUGCUGGUGCUGCACUCUCAUGGUUGAGAGAUAACAUGUCUAUAUUACCUCAUUUUGGAAGAGCACAAAGUAUUGCCAGGGAAGCAGAUUUAAUUGUUGGUGGAGAUGUAGUAUUUGUUCCAGCCUUUAGCGGUUUAUAUGCGCCCUAUUGGCAACAAAAUGCCAGAGGAGUAAUUUGUGGUAUAUCAGCAGAAACAAACUCAAGUCAUAUAAUUAAAGCAGCUCUAGAAGCCGUCUGCUUUCAAACAAGAGAUGUUUUAGAUGCCAUGGAUAAAGAUUAUGGUCGUCGUUUACAAAAUAUGCAAGUUGAUGGUGGGAUGACUGCAAAUAGUUUACUUAUGCAAUUGCAAGCUGAUUUGGCGGGAGUAACAGUAAAUAAACCUAAUAUGGCUGAGAGCACAGCUUUAGGAGCUGCAAUGGUAGCAGGCGCAGCCGUUGGAUGUUGGGAUAUUGUAAACACUCCCCUUGAAAUCCCCUUCCAAACAUGGUCUCCCAGGUAUACAGAAAACGAAAGAGAUGUUUGUUAUGUUCGCUGGAAAAACGCAGUGGAAAGAGCGAUGGGGUGGGAUAUAUAGAACUUAUAUAAGUUGAAGAUAGUUCAAAAUACGUUUUUAUAAGACUGUACAAUAAAUAUACUGAACAUA
Nicrophorus vespilloides is the source of this 1741-nucleotide messenger RNA. RefSeq names its product glycerol kinase (gene Gk1). Gene Ontology annotation, molecular function: glycerol kinase activity. The record is from RefSeq and is a predicted model, not a curated record. The transcript is spliced from 4 exons. Gene Ontology annotation, biological process: triglyceride metabolic process; glycerol-3-phosphate biosynthetic process; glycerol metabolic process. Lineage: Eukaryota; Metazoa; Arthropoda; Insecta; Coleoptera; Silphidae. Bases 116 to 1672 code for a protein of 518 amino acids. Gene Ontology annotation, cellular component: mitochondrion.